This is a messenger RNA of Pectinophora gossypiella (pink bollworm), 3805 nucleotides long. RefSeq lists its product as uncharacterized. The record is from RefSeq and is a predicted model, not a curated record. The transcript has 17 exons. Lineage: Eukaryota; Metazoa; Arthropoda; Insecta; Lepidoptera; Gelechiidae. The coding region runs from base 270 to 2384 and encodes 704 amino acids.
GACUGUCUGUCCGGCGAUCAGGCCCGCGCCGGCGCCCGCGAUACUCUCGUACUCUCGUCUUCGUCACCCUCACCCUCCGUACUCUCCACCCUCUCGUGAGGCUCCAGUGCUCGCGUUGUGCUGUAUCCGGACCAGGUUCAGUUUCGUGUAAACUGUUGAACAUUUCUCGUGAAUUAGUUGUAAAAGAAGUUGCAGCAGAACUCAGGAUUGGGUAUCCGAGUCCGCAUUGACUCAAAAUUCACACUACAUUGCCAGGUGGCUCCGUCGGUAUGAGGGGCGAAGCGCUGCGCUUGGCGCGGAUAGCGCUACUACUACUGCACAUAUCAGUUGCCUUUGGCCGGAUCGCGUUCGAGAAAUUGACGGAUGUGGACUUCUCUGGCACAGCGUACUACACAGUGCGGAACCUGUCACUGUACGAGUGUCAGGGCUGGUGUCGAGAAGAGCCUGACUGCCAGGCCGCUGCUUUCAGUUUCGUGCUGAAUCCACUGACACCAGUGCAGGAGACACGGUGCUUGCUGCAGAAUGACACGCAGGCCAAUAACCCUAUGGCUACACCACAGCGUUCAGUGAACACGUACUACAUGGUGAAGCUGCAAGUGAGGACGGAGAGCGUCUGCCUACGCCCGUGGGCUUUCGAGCGUGUACCUGGCAAGGCACUACGUGGACUAGACAACACCAUCAUCUACACCUCCACCAAGGAAGCUUGUCUUGCAGCCUGUCUUAAUGAGAAACGGUUCCCCUGUCGGUCAGCAGAGUACGAGUACGGCAGCAUGCGAUGUGCCCUCAGCGACUCUGACCGUCGCACCGCUCAACACUUCGUACAGCUCGUCGAUACGCCUGGCACUGACUACUUUGAGAACCUGUGCCUGAAGGCGUCUCAGGCGUGCAAGGGACAGAGGGUGUUCACUGCGCCGCGCGUGGGCGUGGCUGAAGACAAGGUGGCGCAAUAUGCUGGCCUUCACUACUACACCGACAAGGAGCUCCAGGUGACGUCAGAAGCAGCUUGUCGUCUGGCCUGCGAGAUCGAAUCAGAGUUCCUCUGUCGUUCGUUCUUGUACAUGGGCGCCCCUCAUUCGGCAGCCUACAACUGCAGGCUGUACCACUUGGACCACCACACCCUGCCGGAUGGGCCGUCAGCUUAUCUGAACGCGGAACGACCACUCAUCGACGAUGGUGAACCUAUCGGCAAAUACUUCGAGAACUUCUGCGAGAAGCCGGCUAGUAAUAGCAACCCGAGUGGCGAGCUGCCUGUGACCAUUGAGCAUCAGCAAGACACUUCCACUUCCAGCAACCUUACGAGGAAUGAUGCCAACUGUGAUAAAACUGGCACUUGUUACGAUGUGUCGGUCCACUGCAAGGAUACGCGAAUCGCAGUGCAAGUGCGAACAAACAAGCCGUUUAACGGACGUAUAUACGCGUUGGGGCGUUCCGAGACGUGCAACAUUGACGUGGUCAACAGCGACCUCUUCCGACUGGACCUGACCAUGGCUGGACAGGACUGUAACACGCAGAGUGUUACUGGAGUAUACUCCAACACAGUGGUGCUGCAACACCACAGCGUGGUAAUGACCAAGGCGGACAAAAUCUACAAGGUCAAGUGCACUUACGACAUGAGCUCCAAGAACAUUACCUUCGGAAUGGUGCCCAUCAGGGACCCGGAGAUGAUCUCGAUCACAGCGGCUCCGGAGGCACCUCCUCCGAGGAUCCGCAUCCUGGAUGGUCGCCAGCGCGAGGUGGAGACAGUGCGCAUUGGGGACCGGCUCACCUUCCGCAUCGAGAUCCCAGAGGACACUCCAUAUGGCAUCUUCGCCCGCAGCUGUGUGGCGAUGGCUAAGGACUCCAAGAGUACAUUCCAGAUUAUUGAUGAUGAGGGUUGUCCUGUGGACCCAUCCAUAUUCCCGGCCUUCACUCCGGACGGGAACGCCCUACAGUCGGUAUACGAAGCCUUCAGAUUCACGGAGUCCUACGGCGUCAUCUUCCAGUGCAACGUCAAGUACUGUCUUGGGCCUUGUGAGCCUGCGGUGUGCGAAUGGGGCAGAGAGUCUGUGGAGUCAUGGGGUAGGAGGAAGCGUUCAGUGCCGCGUGCAGAGGCCGGCGAGGCACACGCGCAAGAGGAAGACAUGAAUAUCUCGCAAGAGAUCAUCGUGCUUGAUUUCGGCGACGAGCGCCAGAGCACUGACUUCCUUCGCUCUGAUAAACCGGGUGGCACCGCUUCCGAAACUAGCUUUGGUGAAAAAACAGUGACUAUUGUGGAGCCGUGUCCGAGCAAGGCGUCGGUGCUACUGCUGGGAGUUGCGUGUGCGCUGCUGGUCCUGAUGUACAUCGCGACCAUCUUCUGCUACUACAUGCGCAAGUGGCUGGCACCACCCAAGCAUUUGUCGUAAACAUUCUCACUCAAGAGGCGAUUGUACCACCAAUACUUUUAAGGCGACGUGUGGCCCUUCUCUUCUAUUUAAACUCAACUUUGUUUUUUUAAAGUUACUGAAAACAAUACCGCUAAAAUCAAGUUUAAGAUUGACCAAGCUCGUAAAACAGUUUUUGACAGUUCGUUGCUUCCAUCUAUUAUUAUGUGGGUCAGUAUAAUUUCAUGCUAUAGUUAUAGUUAGUGAUUCAACAACAAAUCCAAUUUGUCAAACUUUAAGAAUUUUCAAGUAUCAGAAGCCAAGGACCAUUUAUCGCCUUCCCGCCUCAAGUCUGUAUCAAUAUAACCCUUCCGUCCUUUUUGUGAUAAUGAAUGAUGUUUAUUAAAAUAUUCCAUGGAAACAUAACCUUCCGUUCAACAUUAUCACACUAAGAUCUAUACACACUUGCCGUGGUGUGUUCUGUACAAAUGCGGCUAUGGCACUGAUUGCCGUAUAACCACCGCGUCUUAUGCAUUUAUAUAGGUAUAAUUGACUGCAUUUAUUGAUUGCAUUUAUUAAUAUUAAAGUAGAUAAUAAUAUACGAACGUGCAUGUCUACAAGUCGUUCAGCAGAAGGUAAUAUGAAGUUUGAAAAUGCGCAGGUAGUAGGAAAAUAAGGUUUUACUCCUGCAAUAUGUUUUGUAAACUUUUAUAAUGGUCAUCUCAUCGCAUUCAUUCAAUCGAUGACGAAAUUCGAUGAUACCCUCAUUUAUUUAUUUUUCCCAGAAUAAUAAUAAUGAUGGACUGAAUAUCAAACUCUUAUGUAUUUUAUAAUAGUAUCUGCUAUCAUUGCCAAUUGACGCUGAUAUGUUUGGAGAUUUUCCACACUUUAAGUUACAAUAAGUCUAAUAAAAUAAUAGGCAGACAAUUAAGUGUAAUUCUAGAAAUAAAAUGUAAUGCAUUUAUUAAUUGUAGUUUAUAGGUUAUUUAUUAUAAUAGGUACCAGUGUUUUGUACAAUUAUUGAGUCGAUACUCAUCUAAAAUAAUAUUUACUUUUGGAAUACUCCCUACAAAUGCUCCCUCGAGCCCAUUGCUGGGUCAUUUCGUGGGAUUAUUCUGAAUCAGGUUUUGACGAAGUAUAAAAUCUUUUGUAAUGUAGCCCUAGGUAUAUUACUAAUGAAUACAAUAUAACUUAUAAUUUAUUUAUUUUAGACUUACGUGUCAGCUUGUUCUAUGCGUAUUAUUGUAAAUACUUUGUAUUACUUUUUAUACGGCGCCGAAUUCUUUAAUUACUCUGUGCAUGUCUUCUGAACUUUCAGUUGGGUUUUGCAGAAAUGUUUAAUAUCAUAAGAAGUCGAUAUUACAUGCAAGAAAUUAAUAAUUGGCUAUCUACCUAGCCCUGUCUGUGAAUGUUUCUCUAAACCCAACUUGAGACUUCUAUUUUACAUAGUAUUAAAAAUAAAU